This is a messenger RNA of Melampsora larici-populina 98AG31, 582 nucleotides long. RefSeq lists its product as uncharacterized. The record is from RefSeq and is a predicted model, not a curated record. The transcript has a single exon. NCBI's taxonomy places the organism in Eukaryota, Fungi, Basidiomycota, Pucciniomycetes, Pucciniales, Melampsoraceae. Bases 1 to 582 code for a protein of 193 amino acids.
AUGCCUCAGAAGGGCCGUUCGAUCCCAUGCCCACUGGGCCCCUCCAAGAAGACACGCACAGCAAGGCCACCCAAAGGAUCGGCUCAAAUUGUAGCUGAGGUGACAGCGAGCGGAUCACAAUGGGUUCGAAAUCGCACCCAAGAAAUCGAACGUGCCCUCGCUGAGACUCCUGCUGCGAAGAUGCAAGUUCACCAACCUGAAAACAACAUCGAGAUCAUUGCAAGCUCGGAUGACAACAAUUCAGCUGAUGAUCCACCUGAGCAAAUGGGCAACCAUUUCGACCACUCAUUGCCGACCGCUGAUGCCCUACCUCCGAACGUAGAUGUUACACUUGGAGACUACAUACGCGGGUCCUACUAUAAGAAGAAACAAUUAGCAGAAGCCAAGAACUGGGAGAAGAUGCUCAAUCCGAUGUUCUUGGCAUAUAUGUCAUUGGCACGGAAGGGAUCACAGUGGGGCGACCCUCGAUUAUGGAAUGUUGACCAUAACAUUCCAUGUUCAUGCGGUGUAGCAGCCACACGGACUCGACCGGUCGAUAUGGUGGACAUACUUGGUAGGUCACGAGCCAUCAUAUUCCCCUGA